This is a messenger RNA of Sceloporus undulatus (fence lizard), 1372 nucleotides long. It is a transcript of the gene CETN2, whose product is annotated as centrin 2. Gene Ontology annotation, biological process: nucleotide-excision repair; mitotic cell cycle; centriole replication. The record is from RefSeq and is a predicted model, not a curated record. The coding region runs from base 142 to 660 and encodes 172 amino acids. The transcript has 5 exons. Gene Ontology annotation, cellular component: centriole; centrosome. NCBI's taxonomy places the organism in Eukaryota, Metazoa, Chordata, Lepidosauria, Squamata, Phrynosomatidae. Gene Ontology annotation, molecular function: calcium ion binding.
ACCAAUGGCGAAAGGGCUUACAUCUAGGAGGGGCGCGUGGGGCGGCGGAGCCAAUGGGAAGGCUCCUUCUUGGGCGGGACCGCUGCUGCUGUGGUGACGGUUGGAGUCGGACGCUUGUUGUGGUUGUGGAUCGGCUUUGGGAUGGCCACCAGCUACAAAAAGCCGUCAUUGGGAGCUCCAGCUCAAAGGAAGAAGGCAGCCCCCAAAACUGAACUCACUGAAGAGCAGAAACAGGAGAUUCGGGAGGCCUUUGAUCUGUUUGAUACCGAUGGGACCGGGAACAUCGAUGUGAAAGAGCUGAAGGUUGCCAUGAGGGCCCUUGGAUUUGAACCUAAGAAAGAUGAGAUCAAGAAAAUGAUCUUAGACAUUGAUAAAGAAGGAACUGGAAAGAUUACCUUUGGGGAUUUCUUAAGUGUAAUGACCCAGAAAAUGGCUGAAAAAGAUUCAAAAGAGGAGAUUCUUAAAGCCUUCAAACUGUUUGACGAUGAUGAGACUGGCAAAAUCUCUUUCAAAAACCUCAAGCGUGUGGCCAAAGAACUGGGGGAGACUCUUACAGAUGAGGAAUUGCAGGAAAUGAUUGAUGAAGCUGACAGGGAUGGAGAUGGGGAAGUCAAUGAGCAGGAGUUCUUGCGGAUCAUGAAGAAGACCAGUCUGUACUGAGAUACUUGGUACACUGUGUGUUUUUUUUUUUCUAUUCUUUGUUUUUGUUUUUGAGUCUCAUAUUGGCCUCUGUGGUGCCUGUUUGGAGAAGAUCAGCAGCAGCCCAUAUCUCCCUAGCUGUGUACUCUGUUGGCUCCCAUCUGCUUCUGGCCAGCCCUCCAUCACUGAGUGUUAAAUCUACUUACAACAGUAAUGUGAGGCCUACUGAGUUAAAGCUGCCUUUUCAAGGAGGUUAAGUAUCUGCACCCAGGGCUUAUGCAAAGAAAUAUUUUUGUCAUGGACACUUGAGAUAUUCUGAGAAACAUAUUCUGAGGACAAAGAAGAAUUCUUUUUAAGAAUUGUUGUUUUAAACUAUCCAGAGCUUGAAUUGGGGUGGCAAAUAAUAUCUGCCAAAGUGAAAGGAUGCCAAAGAGUGGAUGGAUCUAGUUCAGCUUCUGUACCUGGUCCACUUUGAUUGUUCUGUCUCUGCCAUCAAGAAAGUGGCCUGGUUCUGGAUAUUGUUGAAACACAGUGCCUGCAAUAGCAAAAUUUUGAUUUUUUUUUUCAAAAAAAGAAUGCACUUAUUGGCCCUUACAUUUUCCAGAAGCCUUGAAUGUAAAAUUGUUAUGUCCUUAAUAAUCAAAUUUGUUGGAAAGAGCCUGUAAACAUCUUUUUUCAAAUGUUCAUGCCUUGUACUGUUAACAAUGAAAUGUAAAGAUGACAUCAAACAUUU